This is a messenger RNA of Cavenderia fasciculata, 1464 nucleotides long. It is a transcript of the gene grwd1, whose product is annotated as glutamate-rich WD repeat-containing protein 1. The record is from RefSeq and is a predicted model, not a curated record. Gene Ontology annotation, molecular function: protein binding. The coding region runs from base 1 to 1464 and encodes 487 amino acids. The transcript has 2 exons. Lineage: Eukaryota; Evosea; Eumycetozoa; Acytosteliales; Cavenderiaceae.
AUGGAGAAAAAGAGACAAUUUGAAGAUAUAGAGUUUGAAGACUAUGGAGACGAUAAAGACGACGAGGAACAAGAUAAUAUAGAGGAAAGCGACGAUGAAUUCGAAGGGGACGAAGUCAUCGAAGAGGAACAAGAUGAUGACCAAACAGGUGGUGGAGAAGAAGGUGGUGAUGCCGAGAUGGACGAUGAAGAAGAGGGUAAAUCAAAUGCACCUACCCGUGUAUGGCGUCCAGGUGUCGAUGCACUCGAAGACGAUGAAUAUCUUACAUACGACAGUACUGCAUACGAUAUGAUGCAUUCAAUGACUGUCGAAUGGCCAUGUCUCAGUUUCCAACCUCUCAAAGAUACUUUAGGAAAUCAAAGAAAUAAAUAUCCACAUACAAUGUAUAUGGUAGCAGGAACACAAGCAGAUCAAGCAAAGAAUAAUAGAAUAUUGGUAAUGAAAAUAUCUGAAUUACACAAGACCAAACAUGACGAGGAUGAGGAUGAUGAUGCAUCAGAUGUCGACCAAGACGACGAUGAAGACGAAAAUAUAGAUACCGACAGAGAGGUUGAGUUGGUGACCAGCUCCAUCCCACAUAACGGUUGUGUAAAUAGAAUUAGAGCAAUGGAUCAACAAUCAAAUAUUGUGGCCACGUGGUCUGACAGUCGUCAGGUUUACAUUUGGGACAUACAAAACAAUUUGAAACGUUUGGACACUGACGACAACAAGGCUGUCAAGGGUCAAGGCCCCAUCCACGUGGUGUCGGCACACACCGACGAAGGGUAUGCUUUGGACUGGUCGCCCAUCGCUCUUGGUCGUUUGGCCUCGGGUGACUGCGCACACAACAUCCACGUCACAUCGGCGGCCGGCGCUGCCUGGAAGACCGACACGGUCGCCUACAAGGGCCACACUGGCUCGGUCGAAGACAUCCAGUGGUCGCCAAGCGAAGAGAGCGUCUUUGCAAGCAGUUCUACGGACAAGUCCAUCAAGAUCUGGGAUAUCCGUCAACACUCCAAGCCCGCCAUCUCGGUGCAAGCUCACGACGCCGACGUCAAUGUCAUCUCGUGGUCGCGUCGUGUCGAGUACUUGAUCGUGUCUGGUUGCGACGACGGCUCCUUCCGUGUCUGGGAUCUCCGUAACUUUAAGUCACACGAGCCCGUCUCACACUUUAACUACCAUACCGGUCCAAUCACUUCGAUCCAAUGGAACCCAUGGGACGAGUCACAAGUCAUCGUUGCCUCGGCCGACAACCAAGUCACCAUCUGGGAUUUCUCACUCGAAGAGGAUACCGAAGAAUUCCAAGGUGUCAAGGGCGAAAACGACCAAGACGACUACCAAAUCCCCCCGCAACUAUUCUUUAUCCAUCAAGGUCAAUCUGACGUCAAAGAAGUCCACUGGCAUCCACAAAUCCCCCAUGUUGCCGUCACUACUAGUUUUACUGGUUUCAAUAUUUUCAAGUCUUCAAAUGCUGAAGAACAAUAA